Molecule: messenger RNA, 1746 nt
Organism: Trypanosoma grayi
Lineage: Eukaryota; Euglenozoa; Kinetoplastea; Trypanosomatida; Trypanosomatidae
Exons: 1
Coding region: 1-1746 (581 amino acids)
Cellular component (GO): mitochondrion
Molecular function (GO): FAD binding; sulfide:quinone oxidoreductase activity
Source: RefSeq, a predicted model, not a curated record
AUGUACCUCCCCAAGAAGCCCGAAAAGCCGAAGGAGAAUCCAUUUGCGGUGCAGAAGUCGCGGCGUUUUAUCGCCGCGUCCGCUGGAGUUGCACUUAUAACGACAGCGAUUGCAGCGUUUUUUACCCUUGAAAAGGUGCGGGAGCGGCAGAGGCGCCCCGAUGGUGUGCUGCAGCAACAGCGUGGGGGCCCGCGUGUCGUUAUCAUCGGCGCGGGAGCCGCAGGCUCGGCGCUUGCUGCAAGCCUCACGAGCAGUUCGGCGGAUUUGCAAGUGACGGUGAUUGAGCGAGAGCGAAAGCAUGUGUUUCAGGCGAUGGUGCCGCUCGCUCACGUGGGUCACCGUAGCUAUGACCUCAACACGACUGGUGGCGUGGACUUCCUGCGUUCGCCCGCUACGUGGAAUGUGACGCGGGAUGCGUCACUGGUGUGGGGUGAUGUGGUGCGUGUCGAUACCGCGCGCAAUGAGGUCAUUGUGCGUGAAAGGCCCAAUGCGACUUCAGCAGCAGCAGUGGGAGGCGGAGGAGGAACAGAAUCGCCGCCACAAUCGUCGUGGGCGAUGGCGCUACGGUUUUGGAAGCCGCGCGGCGAGGGCGGCGGUGGUGGUGAAGCUGCGGCUGUGGAGCGGCGCUACGCUUACGACGCUCUGGUCGUUGCGUGUGGUGCGGAGCGGGCGUUGGGGCCGCUGCAGCAAUUUCUCGAGCCGGCACAGGUGGACCGGCGCUGCAUCGCCGUGAACCCUGGCGUCACACGCGAUUGCCUCGCCCACAUCUUCAAGGGGACGGUGCUGCACGUAAAGGUGCCGCCCGCCUCAUUUGCGAGGGACGGUGCUAUGCGUUACACGUCGCGCCAGCACGACGGCACAUUUGUCGGAUCCGUAAACACCAUCUGGCGGUACCUCUCGUACUUUAACAAACUUGAGCUGUGCCCCUACAUCGCCGUCACUGCGGACCGGCAGCCGAGCGACGCUUUUCCCAGCGUCCUCAAUGAGCGCAUUGCGGACCACUGGCGGCGGCGCGGUGUUGACUUCGUCACGUCCUCGUACCUCACCAACGUCGACCCGCGGCGAAAGGAGGCAACGCUCUACAACUACGCCAUGAACGAGCAGCGAGUGGUGCCGUACCAGCUGCUCGUGCUGGACCUCCCACUCGCCGCUCCGGCAUUCAUCCGUGAGAGUGGACUAAGUGGUUCUCUUGAGACGGACGGGUUUGUUGACGUGCACCACCAGACGCUGCAGCAUCGCACGCACGCGAACAUCUUUGCCCUCGGCGACUGCGCGGCGUUGCCAACAGUGAAAAGUUACGGCGCCGCGUUUGCGCAGGUUCCUGUUGUCAGUCACAACGUGCAGCAGCAGCUGCGGCGGAUGCCAAGUUCUGGCAAAACGGUGGAUGCGGAUGAGAAUCCGGGGUUUGCCCGCUACGACGGAUACUCUUCCUUUCACAUAGUUAUGACGACGUGGCGCGCCAUGUGGCCGGAGUUGUUGUACGGAGCAGCGACGCGCGAGGCACACAAGAGCCAGUCCUACACCCUCGAUACCGCGCCCCUGGUGAUGACGAAUCACCACAUGUGGGACAAUCUGGCAUGGUCGGACCUGCGCGGCUUUCUCAAUGCGGCAUACUACCAGUUGUUUCUGUACGAGGUGAUGUUCUAUUUUAUGUUUACACGGGCUGCGUGGUAUCCGCCAACGUGGUUUUCCGUACCUACAUUUAGUGAGGAAAGCGGCACACGCCUCCGCGGAGGCCUCAUGUGA